Parnassius apollo (apollo) is the source of this 330-nucleotide messenger RNA. The record is from the annotation of a GenBank genome assembly. NCBI's taxonomy places the organism in Eukaryota, Metazoa, Arthropoda, Insecta, Lepidoptera, Papilionidae.
AUGACCAACACAAGGGCACAAGCGAAAAAGAAACCUAAGAAAGAAGGUGUCUGGGCGGAGGGAACUCACAUAGAAGCCGGGGAACAUGUUAAACCAAAGAAUACACCUGACUCUAUAAACGAUAAUCCUACUAUACCAGACUUGGAUAAUUUACAAGAUAUCUUAGAAAAGAAAAUAUUUAUACCCCCUAAGAAAGACGCAGAAACAGUUAACACUUUAGCUGGAGUAGGUGGAGGUAUCAGUGGCUCAACUAAAGGCAUAGAAGGAGUGCUUGAAGUGCGUAUGUCAUACGUUCCUCAAGUUAAGUCAGGUACUGAUGAUAUUAUAUGA